AUGCGGUCAGUCCUACCAUUGGCAACUACCAACGACGCUGUAGUUCUUACCGGUGAUAAUCAUACUCACCGUGAUUCUUCUAUCACCACCUCUAUCAACAGCGAUUCAUUCUUAAAGGGCGGUCGCAAAAUUAAGGUUGGUGAUUGUGCUCUUUUCAAGCCCCAAAAGGAUUCUCCUCCUUCCAUUGGUUUAAUUCGUUGGUUGGCAUUGAGCAAGGAGAAUAAUUUGCAGCUAGGUGUGAAUUGGCUGUAUCGAUCAUCUGAGCUCAAGCUCGGGAAAGGAACUUUGUUGGACAGUGCACCCAACGAGAUUUUCUAUUCCUUUCAAAAAGACGAAGUUCUUGCUGCAUCUCUACUCCAUCCUUGUAAAGUUGCAUUUCUUCCUAGAUGUGUUGAGCUUCCCAUUGGAACAUCCUCUUUCAUUUGUCGGCGUGCCUAUGAUAUUGCAAACAAGAGUUUAUCGUGGCUAACAGAUCUGCAGCUCAUUAAUGACCAGCAAGAGGAAGUAGAUAAACUUUUGUACAAAACAAGGUCAGAAAUGCAUCAGACUUUGCAGCCUGGUGCUCGUUCUCCUAAGCAAAAUAAUGGUCCAACUUCAACCUCUCAACUGAAACAGGGGUCUGAUAUUGGCCCGAAUAGUGCUAAUGCUCCUUCACAAGCCAAAGGAAAAAAGAGGGAAAGAGGUGAUCAUGGUUCCGAUACUGUGAAACGCGGACGUUCUGCACGGCCUGAUGAUGGUGAUUCUGUUCAGUCCAAAACUGAAAAUGAAUUAAAACAUGAGAUUGCAAAAAUAACAGAAAAAGCUGGCGUGGUAGAUUUGGAUGGGGUUGAGAAGCUUGUGCAGUUGAUGCAACUAGAUACGCCGGAGAGAAAAUUGGAUUUGGGUAGUCGCUCCGUGCUUGCCUAUGUAUUAGCUUCCAUUGAUAAUGUUGAUUGCCUCAGUCGGUUUGUCCAUCUGAGAGGUUUGCCUGUGCUUGAUAGUUGGCUGCAGGAUAUUCACAAAGGUAAAAUUGGUGAUGGUAAUAACUUAAAAGAUGGUGAUAAAUCAGUAGAAGAAUUUCUUCUUAUUUUACUUCGUGCGCUUGGUAAAAUUCCGGUGAAUCUCCAAGCCCUUCAAACAUGCAACAUAGGCAAAUCUGUGAAUCAUUUACGAUCCCAUAAAAACAUGGAAAUUCAGCGAAAGGCACGAACUUUAGUCGAUACCUGGAAGAAACGCGUUGAAGCUGAAAUGAUUAACAUCGAUGUGCAGUCUGGUUCAAACCAAGGUGGAUCUCCUUGGCCAUCCAAAUCACGCCUUCCGGAGGCUUCUCAUGCUGGUAGCAGAACUCCAGAUGGUGCCAUGAAAAGCUCCCUUACUCAGAAUUCUUCAGCAAAAACUAGUUCUGGGAGGUCCUCGCCUGGAGACAGUGGUAACAAGUAUGUAUUGUCAUCUCUUGGGCCAGUAAAACUGGCUCCAACCCUUGCCUCCGGAAAGGAGAGUCAGCUGAGAGGUUCUGGGCGAGGCACUGUUGAUGCCCCUCAAUUUAGGGAGGAUAGGAAUAGUAGUUCUAAUCAGUCUCAUAACAAUGGUCAGUCUUUGUCAGUGAAGGAUGACAUUGAGAGUUCUGCCUCUCUUGGAGCGACUGUUAAUAAGACAUCGAGCACUAGUACUCGUAAUCGGAAACAUACUGGUUUUCCUGGAGCAUCAGCAUCUACUGUUCAGAAAGAAACCAGCUCUAGCAGAAGUUCUCCAGUGCACAAGAAUACUGCUUUAGAGAAGUCGUCUCACCCUGCAACAACUGGUGAAAGGAUUGUUGAGGGGCCCAUAAGUGAUGGCAUUAGCCAUAAGCUAAUUGUUAAGAUACCAAACCGCGCGAGAAGUCCUGCACAAGGGGCUUGUGGAGAUUCUCUAGAAGAUCCUAUGACUAUGAGCAGCCAUGCGUCUCCUGUGAAGAAACACAAGCAGUCUGAGACUACUUCAAAAGACAAGGGUGAAACAUACUAUGUGAACAAUGACAAGGAACAUUCAUUGACUGGUUCGGAGUGUGCUGGAUCACCUGCAAAUCCUCCCGAGGAUGGCCAAAGCAUGGCCACCGAUGCUUCCAAGAUAUUGAAUGAAGUUCCUGCAUCAGACAAAUUGAAAUCUAUAAAAUCACAAGCAUCUUCUUUCAGCCCCAUGAAUGCUCUUGUCGAGAGCUGUGCCAAGUACUCAGAAGCUACUUCGUCAUUGUCUCUUGAUGAUGAUGGUGGCAUGAAUUUGCUUGCCAGUGUAGCUGCAGGGGAAAUUUCAAGAUCUGAUGUUUCCCCUAAUGAUUCUAUCGAAAGGGCGACAGCUGCUGUGGAGGAAGUUUGCUCUGGUGUUGAGACAAAAUCUAAAUCUUCUUCUAAAGAUUACUCUGCAGGAGUGCAGAAUGAGGUUUACAAUGAUGGAUGUGAUGGUAAGAAACAGGCUGUUCUUAAUUGGUGCUCUGGGCCGGAUGCAUUUUCGAGUGGCAGUAAAGACAUUGACUCUUCAUUCACGAAAUUAAGAAGCAACACCGACCCCAAGUGUGGAAUUGGCUGUAUGAUGACUGAAGAAAAGGACAAUACUAAUUUGAUUAGUGGUGAUUGUAAGCUAAUUGCUGGUGAUGCGGUAUCUAAGACACUAGAAGAAGGUAACAGCAAGAAUUUUAAGGAUGAAGGAUUGAACAUGGCAUCUGUAUCUUUUCCGAAACAGACUUCUACAGUUGCUGAGUCUGUAUUUCCGGACAAGGCUAGUAAUAAAGGGCUGGAUCAACUUGAAUUUGGCCAGAAGUCUGUGCCCGAAGCUGGUGUUUUAGCCAAAGUAGUAGAGCUCAGUGAGAAAGAUGCUGCAGACAAGUCAGAAAGAGUGAAAUCUGAUAAAGAUUUGCAGAAAAAUGAGGGCAUUCAAAGUCAAGCUUUUUCAUGCUCAACAUCUCGUGAUCUGAUCAGUCGCUGUGAAGUGGCCAGUCUAGAACACCAGGAGAUUGCCGAGCAUUCACUUCCUGAGAGUCAGUGCCCAGGUUCUGUGAGGCAUGAAUCUCAGAAGGAUGAGUUGUGUGAAAACAGAUUUGCUUCAACCAGUAAACAUGACCGUUUUCCUCCGGAGAUUAGCACGAGGACUGCUAAUACAGGCAAGUCUGCAUCUAUUGGUACUGGUUCUGCUUCUUCCACUUAUUCUGGAGCAACCGAACCUUGUGAAAAAAUGAAGUUUGACUUAAAUGAAGGUUUUAGUGAUGAUGAUGAUGAUGGGAAAUAUGAGGAGUCUGUCACUUUAUCAUCAACUGUUCAAAAUGUUAAUUCUUUACCAUCUCCUUUGAGUUCUAUUCCUCUUGGCCAUUCUGCCUCCAUUACUGUAGCUUCUGCUGCCAAAGGCAACUUUUCUCCUCCGGACGAUCUAUUGAGAAGUAAAGUGGAACUUGGAUGGAAGGGCUCUGCUGCCACUAGUGCAUUUCGUCCUGCGGAACCAAGAAAAGUUGUUGAAACGGCAGUUGGCACAUCUACUUCAUCUUAUGCUGAUGCUUCAACCAGUAAACAUGACCGUUUUCCUUUGGAUAUUGACCUCAAUGUGCCAGAUGAAAGAGUUCUGGAGGAAUUGGCUUCUCGAGGAUCCGCUUUGGCUUUUGAGUCAACUACUCAUCUAGCAAGCAAUUGUGCCUCAUUGCUAAGUGAAGCAUCGGGUUCAAUGCAACGGAGUUCUGGUGGGCUGGAUCUCGAUUUGAAUAGGGCCGAUGAGGCAAAUGAUAUUGUGCACUUCUCUACUAGCAGCAACCAUCACGUCAAGGCUCCCUUUGCGCACGUCAAACCAGUGAGUAAUUUACAUAUUCAGAGGGAUUUCGAUCUAAACAAUGGACCUACAAUUGAUGAUGCUAGUGUAAGGCAGUUCUCAGUCAGUCAUUCAGUCAAGGGUGGUGUAGUCGCACAGCUGCCUUCUGCUGGCCUCACAAUGAGCAAUCAGGGGCCUAACAGCUUCACGUCUUGGUUUUCUCCCGGGAAUACAUACUCAACAGUAGCAAUACCAUCGGUAUUACCUGACCGAGGGGAACAUUCGUUUUCUGUUUUCCCACCUGGUGGACCCCAAAGAUCAUUUGGGCCCGGCGGUGUUACCCAAUUCAAUCGUGAUGUGUACCGUGGAUCUGUGUUGUCAUCUUCUCCUGCAGUGCCUUACCCGUCCGGUCCAUUCCAGUACCCUGUAUUUUCUUUUGGGGCCACUUUUCCUCUCCCUUCAGGCACUUUUUCAGUUGGAGGUAAUUCGUAUCCGGAUUCCUCUUCUGGUGCAAGGAUUUUUCCACCUUCAAUGAAUUCACAAUAUCUGGGACCUGAUGGUAAUGCCGUACCCCAAUUUCAGAGGCCUUUUAUGGUUGGCCUUGCUGAUGUGAACAAUAAUGGUGUGUUGGAUAGCAACAGGAAGUGGGGCAGACAGGGUCUGGAUCUUAAUGCAGGCCCUGGCACCAUUGAAGGUGAAGUGAAGGAAGAGAAUUUGACUCACUCGUCUGGCCAACAGUCUAUUUCCAGUUUUCAAGCUCUUGCGGAGGAGCAGUCUCGUAUGUUCUCAGUUUCAGGUGGUAUUCUGAAGAAAAGGGAGCCUGAUGGUGGCCGGGACAAUGAGCCCGCCAGACGUAGGCAUUCUUCGUGGCAGUAG
Striga hermonthica is the source of this 4620-nucleotide messenger RNA. NCBI's taxonomy places the organism in Eukaryota, Viridiplantae, Streptophyta, Magnoliopsida, Lamiales, Orobanchaceae. The record is from the annotation of a GenBank genome assembly.